CUGAGAAAUCAACGCCCGUCAUUGACGAUUGAUGCUAAUGCAUCGACAUGGCCGCUGCAGACACGCGCGAGCCAGGUGUGCCGUCAAAGAAGCUUGCAAGAAGACGUGCGAGGAGCUGGCCCAGAGCGCACUCGACAAGGCCAGGGGACAAAGAGCUUCGUCCGGCUCCUCUUUCAUCAUCGAUGCUCAAUCGCUGAGCUAUCGCUUCACCUUGAGCCAUGCGUCAAACCUGGCUAGUGAUGCCCGCCAGGCCAUCUUUAAGCUUCUCACGGCGAACAUGCAGCCUCUUUACGGAGCCUCAUCGGCGGGUUGGGACCCCAUCGGAAAGGAACAAGAGCUCUUUGACGACGCCUCGCGCUUCAUCUUGGUUCAUCGCGCCGAUUCUUCUUUUGACGACCUCGCCGCCUUUCUCAUGUUUCGCUUUGACGUCGAAGAGUGUUCAGUAAAUGACGAGCUCGCGAGAUUUGCGUCCAUCCCGCCAACUCAAAGUCCAGACGGAGGGCAAGCACGGCAAGCACGGCAAAGGCCGCCAGAUGGUUGUGCUGACGAAGGUGACAAAUGUUUCCGAGACAACAGCGACGAUGAGAGCAACAAGGGCAUAGACAUGGACGCAGAUGAGGAUCUCGAAAUUGAAGUGGCCUACCUCUAUGAGGUGCAGGUCAGCGCCCGGCAUCAGCGCAUCGGCCUCGGUGCAAAGCUGGUCCAGGCGCUAGAAGACAUGGCGGGCGAAGCAGGGAUGGCAAAAGUUGUCUUGACCGUCUUUCUCGCCAACAAAGACGCCGUGUCCUUCUAUAAGCGGCUGAAGUAUAAGAUCGAUCAAAUCAGCCCAAGCAUCGUCCUGGGGCCCAAAGAAGCAAAGCAACAAGGCUUCGAUUACCACAUCAUGAGCAAGUCUCUGAGAAUGUCUCUUUUCGUAGCUAAGUCGUAGCCUUCGGAAAAAGACGGAAGGUGAUCAGAAUGACUUUUUUCAAUUGAGUGGCUUGCUUGAAUGGGGAGAACAAAAAUGGGCC
Messenger RNA from Acaromyces ingoldii, 1010 nucleotides. RefSeq lists its product as hypothetical. Bases 38 to 928 code for a protein of 296 amino acids. Lineage: Eukaryota; Fungi; Basidiomycota; Exobasidiomycetes; Exobasidiales; Cryptobasidiaceae. The transcript is spliced from 5 exons. Gene Ontology annotation, cellular component: nucleus. Gene Ontology annotation, molecular function: histone H4 acetyltransferase activity; protein N-terminal-serine acetyltransferase activity; histone H2A acetyltransferase activity. The record is from RefSeq and is a predicted model, not a curated record.